Messenger RNA from Aspergillus aculeatinus CBS 121060, 562 nucleotides. RefSeq lists its product as uncharacterized. The record is from RefSeq and is a predicted model, not a curated record. The transcript is spliced from 2 exons. Bases 92 to 529 code for a protein of 145 amino acids. Lineage: Eukaryota; Fungi; Ascomycota; Eurotiomycetes; Eurotiales; Aspergillaceae.
AUUAUUCACCGAUGGUAGAAUGACCCUCUGAUUUUUAUCAUUUACAUCACGUUAGCCCACAUCAAAUCUGUCAUCACUGCCUGUUCCAAAGAUGAGGGUCUUGGUCUUGAUUACUUGCCUACUUCGCAACUUGGUGGCUAUCAGCCUCUUCGCCAGCGCUCUCACCUCCGCUUAUCCUGGGACUUUCCUACACAGUUUACCAUCAAACCUACUGCGCAGAAGCCUGCCAGCCUCGCUUGCAACAGCACCAUUAGGUGCGGUGGGGUAUCAGCCUCUCCCAGGGCCUGUCCAUCGACCGACCACGACAACCACCAUCCCGGCCGGUGCGACAGCGUUUUCUCAGAAGUUGAGCGAGAAUGGAGGCAUUGGGGAUGCAGACUCGGAGAAGAACGUGAUAGUCUUGGUCGGCACAGCGACGAAGAAUCAGGCCGUGCUUCAAGCAACACAGACGGCGAUGGCGGGAAGGAGUAUGACAUUGGAAUCAAGUCUUGUCGUACUCUCGGUUGUUUUGUGUCUUUUCAUCUCGUAAAUAUGGUUCCAAGAGCAUUAUGCGCUGCGCGCA